GCAAAGCAGAGCAAGUAAACAUGCCGACCACAUUCCGGCUUCCAACGAACACCACCUGAUCCCCUCGAUUAUCCGCGUUGGCAUAUACCGGUCCCUCUUGGAUUGCGCCACCUGCAGUAUCUCGCUAUCGUCCUCCUGUACUUACCCGUCGGCAGUGUUGGCUACCUACUGCACUCAAUCUUCUUUAUUGGACAUCCUUGAAUCCUCGACAUCGACCCCAAUUCGAGCCACGGAUGGCGACCGGACCCAUCUAGUUCAACAUCUGCUACGCUCCCUUGAGUUCGUUUCAUGCGCAGUGGUGGCUUUCAAGUUUGUUGCCAAUGUGAUUACCCCUUAUCUUUCGCGACAAUGACGGCGUCCCGAGAACCAUCUACGCCGGAUCUGCAGCCUCGCCCACCAGUCACGGGAUACCAUGGCAAGCUGUCUGUUCCCGUCAAGAAGACAUCCAGCGGUCUUCAGAGCAGCGCAACUUGGACGUCAAACAGCGGCGAUUACAUGUCCGACACUGAUGAGAUCGCGAAUCGAGAUGAUUUCGUUCAAGAGUACAACAGGCUGGCGAAGAAGCAUGGAGUGCGUCCACUGGUCCCUGAUCCGCCCGAAAUUUCCGAGUUCGAUGGGAUCGCUCCGAGACGGAACUGGUGGUCACGCACCUUCAGGAGGACUUCAAGCCAGUCUACGGAGCAUAGUGUGAAGCGCAAACGCAGUGUUGGCCAUGUGACGGCUCACAUGAUGCACCCGAAGAGGGACAGCCUCAAAGACCAAGAUCUGCAGGGCCUCGUACGGCUAUGUGGCAAGAGCUUCUUAUAUCUGCCGCCCGAGUAUGCGCCUGGAUCCCUCGUGCUGCCAACAUGCUUCCGCGCCACUGCACAGCACUUGGUGCAUUCCGGUUCGAUUCGAGUGGUCAACGAGCUCUACGAGUUCUACUGCGCACAUCAGGCAGGAGGCGAUGUCGCCAACACUGUUCGAAGCCCAAAUCUUCCCCUUCACAUCAACGCCGGUAUCCAUGAUGUUGCGUCCCUGUUCAAGAAAUUUUUGGCCGGCCUCCCCGGAGGUAUCCUUGGAUCUCUAUCACUGUUUGACGCACUGGUUGCGAUCAACAGCCAGCUGUACACUGACCCCGAGUUCAGCAGGACAAAACAGAGCAAGCUCCGUGCGCGGCUGAUUGCUCUUGCUGUCGGAACCUUGAGGUCGCAAUACAGGAGAGAACUCAUCUGUGCUGUUUUUGGUCUGCUGUGCCUGCUCGGAAGAGCUGCGGAGACAGCUCCGCGGGAAGAUGAUACGGGAAGGCCGUUGCCCACUUCCGACCUUAUGGGCUACAGUGCUCUUGGGAUCGUCUUUGGCCCUCUCCUGAUAGGCGACAUGCUUGGCUCUCAUUCCGUGAAACUGGCAGACCCCAGCUCUGGGCUGUUCUUGGUGCCAGUCUCACCUCAGCCGAAGUCCAAAAAGGAGAAGAAAAAGGCCAAGGAGCAGCCCGAGGAGCCGCCACAACCUUUCUGGGACGUGGACAAGAUCCACGUUGUCAACGAUAUCACUGAGAUGCUAAUCACAAACUGGAGAGAUGUUGUUAAGCAGAUGAGAAACAUGGACGGAAAUUUGAGCAUCUUGCGCCGUCGCAGCCGUGCCUCUAUUUCCGAUGACUCGAGACUAGUGAAGAACUUCACGAGGACUCCGGAAGACGGCUUCGCUCAUCACAGAUCUGUCGACAUCGAGACGUCAGAGGAUCGCCCGCCUAGUCCUAUAGCUUCUUCCUCUAGGGCCGUGUCUUUCAAACAGACAGAUAGAACCAGCGAAGCUCUUUCCGUGAAGAAGACGCGCCAAACCCCUGCCCGCUCCCCUUCGAAUUAUACCCGGGGCCCAAAUUUGGGAUUACUCUCACCCCCAAGAGAAGAGCCUAGUAGCGAGGACCAAGAGAUAACAACUACGACACCCUUGAAAAGCUCCCUCAGAUCACCAACCAAGAGUACAACGCAAAGUCAGAAGACAAGUGGGCCAGAAAAUCACGAAAACAUCCCACCCAGCAGCGAGGGUGAAGUCACAACGAUACAACAGGUCUGCAUCUCAUCCGCGCCUGCGAAAUCACUAGAACGGACAAGACCAGAAGCUGAGGCCACACGCAUUGAAUAUCUGGAAUCAGGCAAGACUGAGAGAGACAAAACAACACACGAGGCAAAUGUUAGUACUCCACAACGUCGUGAGCAUAGUAGAACACCAUCGAAAGUUCCAAAGCCCAAGAACCAUGAGGACCUGGGCGUGGAUUCUGUGAAGAACCUGAAGCCCAAGUUCUCGUGCGAUCUGGACUCGAUGACUGCGUGCACGGUGGUCCCGGGCGCGAAAAUAUUGAGUGGUACUUCCACAAUGCAUUACCGGCCCAAGACGUCUUACACAGACUCGACCACUGAGUCGACAAAUGUUGGUUCGGCCAGCCGCUCAAUUAGAUCCACACAAGGAAAGGAGCACCAAAACACGCAGAGAUUGGCCAUAGGUUCGGCGCAUAUCGUCACCCCUGACCAGAUGGAUGGGGCGGUAGAUGUUGCCUUGACCAGAAACUUAUGCCGUGGAUCGUUCCGGGAUCUCAAGGACCAAUUCGAAGCACGAAACAAUGGUGUCAAUCGACCAUCAUCGUAUCCUAUCUGGAAGAGCAGGUCCAGGAUUGAUUUGCCGCUGCACAAUGAUGCGAACGCCCAUCAUCAGACACCGUCCUUGGACACUCCACGAAAAGGCUCUCCCGUGUCAGCCUUUGGGAGCCGUGAUGACCUCAAGCGUGGUGCUGGCAAGGUGCUGGGUUUGGCCGCGAAGUUCGACAGUGCCGCCAAAACCUCCCGUUUCGUGCCUGUCGGAGAGGGCGGCGAAUGUAAAUAUCGACGAGAAGCCGCUGGAUUAGUGUCGCCAUACACCAGCAAUCCAUCACCUACUCAUUCUAUUACUACAACGUCAACGCCAGCCUCGUUGAUGUGUCGGUCGCGAGAUCCGAUGGUCUUGCCAUCAAAUGUCGAAAAUUCCAGGAAGUCGAAAAUUCCAAGACCACAGCAUGCCGACAGUGGUGGCAGGUCUGCACGUGAAUUUGGUCCUGAACCUGCACGAACCGGAACAGGGUCCACGCCAUCGCAUCCUGAGAGAUCAAUGUUGCUCACCCCCUCAAAACCACCCAUCAAGGAGGUCUCUGAGGCCACCGUGGUAUCCUUGGCGCAGCUGGAUGGUUCACCGAGAGAUUGCUUGUCAAAAAUACCAAGACCUGCUCCCACACUUUCACCUGGACACGAACUGACGCCCGUUGCCUAUCACUCUAGCCCCAUUAUGCCAACCGCAACGACUUCUAGUAAUAGUGGUUUACCGCGCCUCUCACAAUACAGCAUGACACCGUCAUCUGGCGAACCUCUGAGCUAUAUCCAGAAGACAAGCUUACACAACCUUAGCUUUAGCCCAAGCAACGGUCUAGGCCGAGGCCGCAAUGCCUCCUCUCUCCGAGACCAGAUUCGGAGUCUAAGACAAGAACUGUCGGCCAAGAAUGAAGAGUGUGUCCAGCUUCGUCUGGAUUUCGAGGAGAGGAGGAAGGCAAGCGAAGUGAACGAAAUCCUACUGCGAGAAGACCUUGAAGGUGCCAAGGCGGAUUUGGCCAAGUGGAAGCGGAGGGCCGAGAAGGCAGAGGAUAAAGUCGAAAGACUGGAGAGUACUGCCAGAAGACUGCACAGUGGUGGGCGUAACCACGACUUCUCCUUCGUCAGCGGACUGCCCGACGCUAUCGACAUUAGUGAGCGGGCCCCGCAAUAUCAGACACUGUCACCGAGAAUGAACCAGAGCGCAAGGAGAGCUCCUGAGAAUAUUCGGCCGACUGGUCCUCCCUUUCUAAUGGGUGGUGAUGCAAUGUCAGAUUGUUCCGGGAGUACGGUUGUGAGAAAUAUACGAGGGGCUGAGGAGGGACACUGGGCUCCUUUCGAUGAGCAGGUUGGGAUUCCCGCUCCCAUACCUAUGGAUGAAUUUUUGUAGGCGCUGUUUGCUUGAUGUCGGCUGUUCGCCGGGUCAAUUUUGGUGCGAGUGGCAUGUUUGGCUUCAGAGAUGGGGUGUACCACGAGGUACAACGGGUUCCUACUUGUCAAUAAGUUUCCUUAUGCAGCCUAGAAUUCGAGGUUUUGUUUUGGGGGGACGAGAAUGGGUUUGGGUAAGAUCGCAUUGU
Messenger RNA from Diaporthe batatas, 4171 nucleotides. RefSeq lists its product as uncharacterized. NCBI's taxonomy places the organism in Eukaryota, Fungi, Ascomycota, Sordariomycetes, Diaporthales, Diaporthaceae. The transcript is spliced from 5 exons. Bases 289 to 3984 code for a protein of 1231 amino acids. The record is from RefSeq and is a predicted model, not a curated record.